This is a messenger RNA of Hippoglossus stenolepis (Pacific halibut), 2502 nucleotides long. RefSeq names its product noelin-2. Gene Ontology annotation, biological process: signal transduction. Lineage: Eukaryota; Metazoa; Chordata; Actinopteri; Pleuronectiformes; Pleuronectidae. The record is from RefSeq and is a predicted model, not a curated record. Bases 500 to 1948 code for a protein of 482 amino acids. The transcript has 8 exons.
AGCGACGCUGGCUCAGUCACAGCAUCUUUCUGCCAGGAGGAGGAAGGAUACAGGAAACACACACACAGAGACACACACACACAGACACACACUCUCUGCUCAGUCAGACAAAGCAGGCGUUUCCAGGAGCGUCUCCUGCAGCCGGAGCUGGAUGUUGUGGAUGUUUGGACCUGGCGUGUCUUCACAUGGAGGCAUCUGGAUUCUAACCUGUGGCAGUGUGGGAGCGGAGACGUGCAGCAGUGGGACAACCCCGGCUCUGCUGCUUCACCACAGGAACCCUGUGUUCGGAUUCCUUCAGCUGAGAAACUGUUCAUCACCUGUAGCAUCAUGUCGUGCACCUGCUGUGUUUUGACUGCUGUCCACUGUUUGGACUGCGUGUGAGAGACCGGCCGGAGUUUUCUGCCUGUUGUGUGUGUGUGUGUGUGUGUGUGUGUGUGUGUGUGUGUGUGUGUGUGUGUGUGUGUGUGUGUGUGAGGUGCGUGGAUGUGUGUGUGUCAGGAUGAGCGUUCCCAUGUUAAAGAUCGGUGCGGUGCUCAGCACAAUGGCCAUGGUCACUAACUGGAUGUCCCAGACUCUGCCGUCGCUGGUGGGACUCAAUGGAACCGUCGUCUCCCCCGAGGGGACACAUGAGCGGAUCGUCAGUGGCUUGUACCCGGGCUCGGAGGAAGGCUGGCAGGUCUACAGCACGGCCUCAGAUCCCGACGGCAGAUGUGUGUGCACGGUGGUCGCUCCGGCACGAAACCUCUGCAAGCGAGACCCUCGGAGUCGACAGCUACGCCUGCUGACCGAACAGGUUCAGAAUGUGAGUCAGUCCAUGGAGGUGGUCGACCUGCGGACGUCCAGAGACCUGCAGUACGUCCGAGACUCCGAGCCGCUACUGAGAGGAGUGGAUGGACGUCUACACACGUAUGUGGCCAACCCCCGCUCUCUGACGGCAAAGGGCUUGCAGGAGUUGAAGGGCCAGAUGUCUCAGCUACUGCCCCUGCUGUCGGUGGUGGAGCAGUACAGAUUGGACCUGCAGACGCUGGCCGCCCUGCGAAUGGAGCUCCUCAACCUGUCCAUCGUCCUGACGGCCAUCCAGGAGGAGAUCGGAGCGUACGACUACGAGGAGCUUCAGCAGAGGGUCUUACUGCUGGAAACCCGGCUACACAGCUGCAUGAACAAACUGGGUUGUGGUCGCCUGACUGCAGUUAACGGCCCGAUCACCGUGAGAGCCUCGGGCUCCCGCUUUGGCUCCUGGAUGACUGACGCCAUGAUUCCCAGCUCCGACAGCAGGGUCUGGUCGAUGGACGGUUACUACAAGGGCAGACGUGUGUUGGAGUACAGGACCAUGGGGGAUUUCACCAAGGGCCAAAACUUUGUGCAGCAUCUGUUGCCGCACCCCUGGGCAGGAACCGGCCACGUGGUCUACAACGGCUCGCUCUACUACAACAAGCACCAGAGCAACAUCCUGGUCCAGUACCACUUCCGCUCCCGCAGCGUGUUGCUCCAGCGCAGCCUGAGUGGAGCCGGAUACAACAACACGUUCCCCUACAGCUGGGGAGGGUCCUCUGACAUCGACCUCAUGGCGGACGAGACGGGGCUGUGGGCCGUCUACACCACCAUCCCCAACGCUGGAAACAUAAUGGUGAGUCGUCUGGACCCCCGCUCGCUGGAUGUGCUCCACAGCUGGGACACAGGGUUUCCCAAGCGCAGCGCGGGGGAGGCCUUCAUGAUCUGCGGCACGCUGUACGUCACCAACUCCCACCUGGCCGGGGCCAAGGUCCACUUCGCCUACCACACCAACUCCUCAACGUACGAGUACACCGACAUCCCCUUCCACAACCAGUACUCCCACAUCAGCAUGAUGGACUACAACCCCAGAGAGCGAGCGCUGUACACCUGGAACAACGGACACCAGGUCCUGUACAACGUCACACUGUUUCACGUCAUCCGGAGCGACGGAUAGAUCCACGCGUACGGUCAAAUAUAGAGAUAUAGCGGAGAUGGAGGUUGGUGACAGGUACUGCAACUAACAUCACAUAUACAUACACACACAACGGCCGUUCAUAUCAAGAGGAAAAUGAUCUGUGUUUGAAUUUGAAUGCCCUCUAGGCCGCGAACGCUUUUCUGAGCUAAUAACUUUACACAAUACACGGUUGUCAAACACCAGUCGAAAGGUCACAGACGUAUUUACCACAGCGAAGACGAAGAUUAACUGCCGCUGCUACGAGGAAGCUGACGGGGAGGAGGAAGUCAGUCGGUUUGAGCUCAUCCAUGUUCUGUUGCGUUUCAUUCUACUCGUGUCUCAAGAUGUGAUUUUUUGGAAGUUGAGGUCAAAUUGUCGGAGGGAAAAAAAAACCAGAAAGAAAGAAAGAAAGAAAGAAAGAAAAGUCGGCUUGUGAACUGAAUCUCAACCGGAGCGACGACAAACGGCCCUGAUGGAGAUGUUCUGGGUUUGUGAUGUGAUUGUGGACGUAUUCAGUCUGCAUGGUUGUUCAUUCAAUAAACCUUACUGUCAAA